Messenger RNA from Mustela lutreola (European mink), 3982 nucleotides. RefSeq names its product epiregulin (gene EREG). The coding region runs from base 531 to 1049 and encodes 172 amino acids. The transcript has 5 exons. The record is from RefSeq and is a predicted model, not a curated record. Lineage: Eukaryota; Metazoa; Chordata; Mammalia; Carnivora; Mustelidae. Gene Ontology annotation, biological process: positive regulation of cell population proliferation; epidermal growth factor receptor signaling pathway; positive regulation of mitotic nuclear division.
GGGCCGGUGCGCGGACCCAUGCAAGCUGGGCCUGUCCCGCAGAGCAGCUAGAACCGCGCAGUCCAGGGCAGGGGACCCCCAGAGCAAACCGAUCCGUCUGGUCCCCGCUCCCCGGCUCCUUCCGCAGAAGUCGAGCCGCAGAUGGAAAAGUUUGGGGAGUCGUCCCCGGCUAGCCAGGAGGGCAUUUUCUCAUUCCUCAAGCGUCCAGGUGUUCAGAAAGGGAGGGUGACAUCCGGACCGUCUCGGCCACUCCUCCCCCGGGGCCUAUUGUGACACUGGCCUCCUCGGACCUCGCCCCGGGGCCCUGGCCCCUCCUCCCCGAACUAUAAAGGUCGCGGGCCGGGCCGCGGAGCUCACUCGCCGAACACACCUGGCGUCACGGGCCCGCGGCCGUCGGGUGGCCCGUCCAGGCUCUCCGCCGCGCUCCAGCCGCCGCGCCGCAGCCCGCGCGGGUCCCGCCCCCCGAAGUGCGCUCCAGCCGCCUCGGCCCCGCAGCCCGGGCCCCUGCGCCGCUCGCCGCGGGAAGGAGGAUGGAGCCGCGCCGCGCCCCCCGCGCCCCCCGCGCCCCCCGCGCCCCCCGCGGCCCCGCGCUGCUGCUGUGCCUGGGUCUCCAUCUUCUCCAAGCAGUUCUGGGCACCACGGUGAUUCCUUCGUGCAUCCUGGGAGAAUCUGAAGAUAACUGCACAGCAUUAGUUCAGGUAGAAGACAACCCACGUAUGGCUCAAGUGUCAAUAACCAAGUGUGACUCCGACAUGAACGGCUACUGUUUGCACGGACAGUGCAUCUACCUGGUGGACAUGGGUCAGAAUUACUGCAGGUGUGAAGUGGGGUACACUGGUGUCCGAUGCGAGCACUUCUUUUUAACCGUCCAAAAGCCCUUGAGCAAAGAAUACGUGGCGCUGACUGUGAUUCUCGUUAUCUUGUUUCUUAUCAUAGUCGCUGGUUCCAUAUACUACUUCUGCAGAUGGUACAGAAAUCGGAAAAGUAAAGAACCCAGGAAAGAAUACGAAAGGGUGACGUCAAGGGAUCCAGCAUUGUCACAAGUCUGAAUGAGGCCAUUAAGCUAUGGACAGGGAGUCAUAGCAUGGCUAGUAAUGUUACUAUUCCUAUUUUAUUAAUAAUAUUUAUGUUGGAUCACAUGUUAAGUCUACAAUGAUACAUUUUUAAUAUACUUGUAUUUUUUUAUUUUUGUUUUAUUUUUGACAGACUAUUUGCUAAUAUAUAAUGUAUAAGAAAUAUAUAAUGUAGAAAAAAAGUCAAUAUUUUUGUAAGAAAUAAUUUCCUGGGACUAAAUGCCUUAGCUCCAAAGCUAGUUGCUGGCUACACAAUGUCUUGGAGUGAAUGAUGUCUAGUUUGUAGCUCAGGAAGUGUCACAGAUGACAGAUUUCUGUUAAGCCUAAAUAUAUGGUCAGAUCAACUCAAUAAGUGUAUUUUCCUACUCCUCCAAUUAACAAUGAUUGGUUUGACCGUAUUGUAGUUUGAUGUAUGACUUGGUGCAUGGAGUUAUGUAUUAAAACACUAAUGCAAUGGGAAUUGAGGAGAAGCCAGUCUAGAUCCUGGGCUAAAGGCUACACACUGGGGACAACCUAAACUGGGAAGGACUGCGUCCUACCCCCAUCCUUCCCUGUGGCUGUGUUUAGUGCUCGGGAAGGCAGGUGGGCAGCUCCUUAUUCCACCUCACAGCUCCUGAGGACAUGCGUCAUCCACCUCCAAUGUCUCCUUGCAUUAAAUGAAUUGACAACUUCAUUUCAUACCAUCUUUCAUGUAAAUAGUAGGCAUUUUAUAGCUUUUCUUUUCAGUACAUUUAUGUGAUGUAAUUUGCUCACAAGACAAUUAAAAAAAAAAAUCCACACUUGGAGCCCACAUUUGGGCUUCUCUUCAAGAGUACCUCUUUUUGUAGGGACUUUGACUAAGAAUCCUAAGAUUAAAUUAUAGUCCAAAGUUUGAGGGACUAUAGUCCAAAGUUUAAAGCACAAGACAAGAAUUCUAUCUGUUGUCCAAAGAUGGAAAUACAAUUAUUUCAUCUUCUAUGAAAGAGUUUUAACUUAAAACAUUGCAGUUAAGUAGCUCCUUCUACAACUUAAGAUUAUAUGUUUAAAAUAAUCUCCUGAUAUAGGAAAUGGAAGAAAUAGAUCACAGUGUAUUUUCCCAAAUGAACAAGUUCAUUUGAAAACUUGUAAAAUGUAGAGACUUAACCUAAAUGCCUUCUUUUGGAGACUUGAGAUGAAACCAGGGCCCUGUCUUCUGUCUUUUGUUUAUUCUGGGGGGAAGAGACAGGUUUUCCUUGUGUUUGAGCACAUGGUCUCCGUGAGUUAAGAAGGGUGCUUGGGGCAACCACAUAAGGAACCGCAGUUGCCAGGGAGGGUCUAUCCUUUUCCUGCCUUUUUUCCUGGCAGGUGCAAGGGCGACAGAGGGACAAUGAAUCAUGGCUGACUUCUGAAUUGCCAGGUGCCAGGAUUUGUCUCCAUAUGGAUCCCUUCAUUGGUACCCUGGUUUUCUUGUAAGACUCUUUCCCAAAGUAUUGUAUCUGGUCCCUUACCUUUAGGGGAAGAAUGUGUGUGUGUGUGUGUGUGUGUGUAAAAUAUACAUAUAUAAAAUACAUAUAAAAUAUACAGAUUCAUAUACAAAUACACAUGUACUCAUGAGCCCGAUCAUAGAACUAUAGUCAUUUGUAGCUCUUUCAAAAUAUAUGAAACUUAAAAACAAGCUAAAGAGAAAUAAAAUGAAAUUCAGUGAGAUCUAAAAGGAUAUUUCUGGCUCCCAUUUAAUCCAGCUGAAGUCAAAUGUGCUGUGUAAGAACACAUUUUAGGUCCUACACAUCCUUACUGACACCCACUAGAUGUAAAUGGAGUCUGCCUAUUUUAAGUGAUCUUGAUGGUGUCAAAGCAAAUUGACUUACUGAGAAAUCAACAGCAAUUCACAUAUUUUAUUUACAAAAAGAGAGUUAUCUUGGUUUGUCUUAAACAUAUCAACUCAUAUUAUGUAUGUAACUAAUUGUAAAUAGUUUGCUGUGUUUCUAAUCUUAAGGAUGCUCAAGAAACUAGCCCCUGUAAAAUCUAAAUCUUCAUUUAUAAAUGGAUAUUAAAUAAUAAAGAGAUAUGGCCUAGACUGUGUUCUAUGGGUGAAAAUAGGCCAGAAACAAUUGUUUUAAUGAGGAUAAUGCUGAGCACACCUAGCAGAUGGUUGCCGUCAAUAUACAUUUCCUACAAACAAUGGAAAGAGUUGGGUUCAUAUUUAUCUUCUUUAUUUUACAGAUUUCUAACUAUAUAUAUUUCUAGAAGAGGUUAUAUUUAUCCAAUGUACUGAGAACAAAUGCUGUCAGGGAUUGUCAAUUUUUGUAUUGGAAAUACACAUACUAGUUUCUAAUUUCUGUUGAAUUCAGUAAUCUUGUUUUGAAAAGCUCAUGUCUGAUCCGCAUUGUCAUUUUUGCUCCAGUGUCCACCUUGUGGACUUUGGAGGGAAAAAAUGUGUUUAACUUGCUGCCCAAUAUUUUCUGAUUUUUUUCUACUCUUACUCAUAUGGGAGAAAGGGAGUAACAACUUGCAAAGCAAUGUAAAUUUUUAAUGUUUUAGCGAAAAGUAAUUUUGUCUAAAGCAUGUCUGUUAUCCAAACUGGAUGGCACUAACUGUAAGAUCGUAUAUUUUCCUCUUUGCUGUUUUUGCACUCUGUAAUUGCACUUUUUAAGUUCAAGAGCCAUUUUGGUAUACAGUUUAUAUUGAAGAUGCUAUGGAACAUAAAGUUGUAUUGCAUACAGUUUAAGCUAACUUAUUUGACAAUGGAUUUUAUCAGAGUACUGAAUUGUAUCAAUUUGUUUGUGUUCAAUAUCAACUUUGAUAAUUGUGUACCUUAAGAUAUUGAAGGAGAAUAUAGUACUUUACAAGAUGUUAAUGUUUAUUUAUUUUUGUUGGGAACUGGAAAAAAAAACACAACUAAGAAAUAAAAAUGCAUUAUGUAUUGUGCAUUAAAGAGUUUCACUGGUAAA